Molecule: messenger RNA, 914 nt
Organism: Ixodes scapularis (black-legged tick)
Lineage: Eukaryota; Metazoa; Arthropoda; Arachnida; Ixodida; Ixodidae
Product: luciferin 4-monooxygenase-like
Exons: 4
Coding region: 138-914 (258 amino acids)
Molecular function (GO): CoA-ligase activity
Source: RefSeq, a predicted model, not a curated record
UACGUCAUUCUAAAAUAACCGGCAGCAUUCACAAACAAAGAAAAAACAAAUUUCCAUGGACUGCAUCAUGACAACAUAAAUAUAUAGUUGAACACUCGCCUUAUUCCCAGAUAUCCGUGAUUUUUGCCACUUCUGAAAUGCUACGAGGGAUUGUCAACGAAGCGAGAACGAACAACUAUCCAGCAGUGAGCCUGAAGAAAAUCAUAGUCGGAGGGACGAUGAUCAGCGAAUCGUUAGGAACAGAGAUUUGCGAGUUCUUUGGUGUGAACUCGUUCGUAAACUUCUACGGUUUGACUGAAACCUUUGCUCUUAUAAGCUGCACUCCUGCUGGAAAAAUCCGCAUGGAUAACGUCGGCGUUCCUUGUGCUGGCACCAAAGUCCAAAUCCUCGACCUCUUCAACGGAGAUCCUCUCGGCCCCUAUCAAAAAGGCGAGCUUGUGGUUCAGAGCAAAACCCUUAUGAAGGGCUACUACGGUCGUCCGGAAGCCACUCAAGAAGUCCUGAGCAGUGAUGGCUGGCUUCGCACGGGGGAUCUUGGGUACUAUGACAGUAAUGGACAGAUCUACAUCGUAGAUCGGCUCAAGCAGAUGAUAAAAUGUAUGGGGAACAUUGUAACUCCUGCCGAGUUGGAAGAAAUCUUGACCACGCACGAGGCGGUUCUGGAAGCCGCUGUGGUCGGCAUACCCAGUUCGAAGUACGGGGAGGCUCCCGUCGCUUGUGUCGUUGUCAAGGGAUCCCAGGAAGAAUGCCUAGACAGUCUGGAACAAGAACUGAAAGAACUCGUAGCAGGUCAAACAUCGACCCACAAGCACCUGUACGGCGGCGUGGUUUUUAUGAAUUCUCUACCAAAAUCUGAAAGCGGAAAAAUUCUGAGGCAGGAGCUGAAAUCAAGGAUAAGUUCCGGGAAUGACUAG